Molecule: messenger RNA, 5354 nt
Organism: Trichobilharzia regenti
Lineage: Eukaryota; Metazoa; Platyhelminthes; Trematoda; Strigeidida; Schistosomatidae
Source: the annotation of a GenBank genome assembly
GCGGGCUUGUUGGUUUGGCUUGCAAUAACUGCGUGUUCUGCUCGUGUGAAAUGAGUUUUGAAACAGCAGAAAACCUUUAUAAUUGCUACGAAGAGGACACAUCCCUUCUUUUGGAAGAAACGGUUCGUCCUAAAGAGAGGUGGGCCCCUCUGGGAGCAAAUGCAAGCCCUGAACCAGGUCAUCACGCUUUCGAGGAGUCAGGGAUUGAAAGUAACUUGGAACAAGAUUCAGAAUUGAGCCGUCUUAUGCUCGAAAAUGAACAGCUGAACAAUUCUCUGAUGGCACUUACAUCCCACAUUGCUCAGGUGCAAUUCCGCUUAGGCCAAAUACUAAAUGCUGAGGCUGAAAGUAGAGAACCAAUGCUGAAAUCUUUAGAAGAAUAUGCCUCUAGAGGAAUACCUGACCUACAGUUGCUGGCAGAACACUGUAAUAAGCUAUCCUUAGAAUCAAAAGCAUGCAGUACGAAUUUAAGUGGACGACCACAAAAACUGAUUGAGCAGUUGAGAAGACAUCUAGAUGACCUCGAAAGAUUUGCAUAUGAGACUGGUGAACAGAGUGAACCUCCUACUCAAACAAUGUUAGAAAAGCAACGUUUAGUCAUAGAAGGUCUAAGAGAAAAACUUGAAUUGAAUAUCUCAAAUUUAGACCAACUUCCAGCUGAUAAACUCAAACAGGUUGUAGACAAUGCUGUCAAUCAAUUUUUAAAUCCUGUCAAAGUUAGUGAAAAACUUGUGGAACAGCUGAAAACUCAAGUGAAUGAUUUGGAACGAUUUAUUGAUUUUCUUCAUGGCUCUGGUGCAUGUAGUGAUGCUUUGGCUAAAGCAUUAGCUGAUUUCAAGCGUACACAUCAACAGUUAUCAGCAAAUGAUAAAGCACCGUGUUGUCGGCAUUCUAAAAGUUCAGAUAUGUAUAAAACUCAGAAUGGUGAUACUGUUGUUGACGAUGAUAAAGACAAUCUUUCAGAUGAUAGUGACAGUCCUACAGAAAAUCUUCAUCAUGGUGUACAAUUAGGACAUAGUCGUCAUAUUCAUCCCGACUCAGAGUAUUUUCAUACAAAUGAAGAAUACGAUAAUGAUAAUUUCGAUGAUAUCUAUGCCGAGGAUCAGUAUACUAAGGAACAAUUCAAAAAUACAAAAUCAAUUAGUCGGGAUAAUAAAAAAUCUCGAUUAAGUAUAAUGAGUCUUAUGCAACGAGCUAUUACUAUUCUCAGCUUAUUUGCUGCAAGUCACUUAGAUCAAGAUCCAGACACAUUAUUUACUAAACUCAACGUGAAUAAAUAUUCAACUCAGAAAACUCGUAAAGCAAAUUCAGCCACUGUAGAGAAAGCUAAAGCCCAGCACUGGGGUACAAUUCGAGCUCGUCUUGAAGUAGCCAUAAAUAUUGUUCAAGAGAAGGUAGCCGCUCUUGAAGCUUGCAGACUAACUAAAACACUAUCAAUAAAUUUAUACGCCACACAUCAUACAAUUCCGAAUAGCAUAUGGUCAAAUAGUAAAGCAACAGAUAGUCAUCAAAACAUUCCUUUAGGGCGUGAAAGUCCAGAUGGUAAACCAAGUAUACCUACACGAAGUAGUAAUAUUGUUAGACCAUAUGCAUCAACACGUAAAGUCUUUAGUCAAGAUGAAGUUCCGGGCACUCAAAUCGCCUUACCUGUUCAGAAUUUACACGAUGCUAGUUUACGUGCAAUGCUGCAUGGUGGUCGACCAGAUCGAGUGUUCUCAGAGACCUUUUCAUCCCAUGAAGAGAAAGCUGAGUCAGUUUCAUGUACUGAGGAAAAUGAUGACUUAAUGGAUGAUCCUUACGAGACAGAAUUUUUACAUACAGAAGCUGAACGUGCUGUUGUACAUGUUGUACGUCGGUUAUUCUGCACUGCUUUACGUGAUCUUAUUGAACAUGGUCUUAUAAAGAAGGCGUUAUCACAAGUAGAUGAAAAUUCACCUCUGGGUUUGGUUCAUAAGUCCAGUACUUUCCUUCUUCGUCCAAUUAUAAACUGCUUAGACACAAAAAAUUACUCAGAGGAUGGAUUUGAAUACUUAAAUUUAAACGAAACAACAAAUGAUGAAAUCUCCACGAAGAAUUCCUCAAAAUCUCGGUCUAGCCCCUUUGGAUUUCAUGCUUGGGAUGUAUUAAUGAGAUUUUAUCAAAUUAAGAAUGGUCCAAGGUAUAAUGAUUCCCCGGCAAGAAAGUUGUGCGAAAGUUUUGAUUUACACGCUGUUGGUAAUAAGAAAAUCACAGAUCGUCAGCGGUUUUUCAGUGCAAUGGGUACUGUGCUACAAAGUCAUAUGGCUUACAAACGCAGUAAAGAUGCUAAGUUCAAGGCAUUUAUUAGUAUAGCGCUCAAGUAAGCAUCAUAUAUUUUAACAUUCUGUAUUUAAAAUGGAUUUGAGAAAGCAUGUAAGUCAUACGGUUUAUGCUCAAACUACUAUAAAACUAAGUUGUUAGUCGUGUGGGAAUUCUACGUAAUUGUCAGGUAGAUUCCGCCAUCAGUCUGAAAAGCCAGUGAAAAUAAGAGAAGCUUACUAGACAACUUUAUUCUAAUUUUGGGCUCUCUAGCAGUCCAUAACCACUUUAUACUACGAGGACUAGAGCCUAGCAUUGUCAAGCUACAAAGUAAGCAGGUUUUUUACUAUUCCACUACUGAACUGAACUUCAUUCAACAUUAUCGGAUAGUUCUAGUUUCUAUACUUUAUUACAUCGUCCGUAUAUGAUCUCGAAGAAUCCUAAACUAAAACCAGAGAUCCCCACAUUUAUUCAUUACAUGCUUGUUGGCACUAUUCGAAAAAAGUCUGAUCUAAUAGUUGCGUCAAAAGCGAAUGAUUGUGUGUAUGUGUGUUUUCUCUUGACUGACCAUAAAGUUUGGACAGACUUACAACAAUUCCAUCUCUUUAUGAUGAAAUUAUUCACUGGACCAAUUUAAGCGUCAUUAAGAAAAUAUUAUCCGCUUUCUAGUCGUCAUGUCACAGAUUCUCGUUGAUAAUGAAAGCCCUAGAAAAGGAAAAUAAAGUAUCCAAGUAAUGUCUAAUGAAGUAGAGAAUAGAAGAGAAUUCACUGCGUUUUAAAAUACAACUAACACCAAGGUUCAUGUUAUUCGACAGAAUCUAUAGUGUAUUGCAAAACACUUUUAGUAUUGAAAUUCGAUUGAUUUCAAGUCAAAUUGCGAACUGACUUCAUUUGGAAGAACGCAAGAAACUACGGAGUAGUGAACAUAUGUUUCAUUCUAAUUUGGGACUCUUCAGCAACAAUCAAAACCAGAUUCUGUAGAUCACGAGGCGAACCCGUUUGUCAUUUACCCACUGGGACGAAAUCCAAUAACCCACUAAUUCCAACUUCCGCUAGUGACCGACAUACUACGCAUCAGCCAGUCAGCGCUAUCGGUGAGUAUAUCUCCUCAUGGGAGAUUUGAUGGUCUACAUUGGUCACGACUUCUCACUCGAAAUCCAGACAACUUCAUCUUCAAGUUAGCCACUAGUGAACAUUAGAUUACUUUUUAAGUGUCUCUUGUCAGGGAUUCGAUUGACUUUUAGUUCGAUUAGGAAUUUACAACAUUAGUUAGAAAACCACUGAAAAUUGAAAUUGUAAUAGAAACAAUUAAGUGGCUUUUGUUCACAGUAGUUUAUUAAGAUGAAGUUGCUUAAUGGAGAAGAUGUAAUUUAUCAAUCUUAAUUGCAGUCGCGCCGAGAUACGAUGAAAUCGAAUGAUUCACUGCAGCUGUGAAAUUCUGUAGUCAUCAUGACUUCAUAAUGAUUUUCUUUGUUUCUAGUGUCUAGAAUUAUUCUACUUGAUAACGACUAGACUUUAAGUUAUACUAGGAUCUGCUAGGAUAUUCAGUGAAUGAAUGUCAACAAAUUAUGCCUUCUGCAAAGAAAAAGAAAAUCUGCCAGUUGCUAUCCUUCCCAACUAUUGUCUACUCUAGGCUAAGCUGUAUUAUAGGCCUAGCCUUUAUAUUUGCCUACAAGUGUUAAAUUCCUCACAGUUGAUACCAGUCACAUACAGUGUGAGCUCAGUUGUAGCUAAAAGACAAAGGUAAGUGGUAUUAAAACUUAAUUUGUUUCUGAAGUGACAAAAUAUUAUAUUAAUACAACAGUAUUAAGUUCUGCAACAAAAUGUUUAACCUGAGUCAUGUUUUUACUUAUAUGUAAAGAAGGAAUAGACUGACAAACACAUCUAGUAGUCAGCCCUAGACUUUGGGCGUUUACAGAAGAGUAAUUGGCAAGUUAAAGUAUAAAUGUUAGUCAUAUCUAAUAAGGAUGAAGCUGACAUUUGAUUGGUGGACUGUUAUAUCAGUUAUGCGCCGUAAUUAAGCAUAUUUCUCCACUAGUUUAUUCAAGAAAGCAUCAAUAAAGUACCUAUUGUAUUCUCUCAUGAUAUCUUAAUUUCCAGCGAGCAUCAAUUAGUUUCUUGGCUGAGAAUGAUCUUCCGAAAUCAAGCAUUCGUUCAGUCUAUCUAUGAACCGUGGAGUUAUGCAUUCAAUACAGGAUUCAGUGAUGUUUUAACUUCGUUACAUAAAUUAACUGAACUUAAAUUCAAUUUGCCUUAUGAUUUUAGUAUACGUCAUUUGAAAGAUAUUCACGAUGCCUUCUAGACGUGUUUCUAAAUUUAGUCUGUAUUAAUUCAAUGAAAUUUACUAUUCAUAUUGUUAGGCAAUAACAACAAAAACAGCGACUGCUUCUACUACUUUUCGGUGUUCAGUGAUCAUUUAUGGUAAUGAUAAUAAUAAUAAUAAUAGUGGUAAUAUGCAUUUGUUUCAUUGUAUUCGUUUUUGGUCUGUGUUAUGUUAUCUAUCUUGCAAAUGAAUAUAAUUCAUCCUAAUUUUGAAAAUAUCAUUCCCUCUAAAUUGAUUUACCUACCACCUUGUAUCAUGUAAAUUUUGGACUUUAUUAUUUUCAUUCCAUUUCAAUUAUCAACUUAACUCUGUUCCACCUGUUGUGAGUAGUGCUAUGCAUGUGCUUUCUUGUCUGUUUUCUCUGUGUGUGUUUGUGUAAAGUAAUCUGAUGAAUCAUAUUAUAAAUUAACAUGUGUCGUUGUUGUUGUUAUUUGGGUUUUCCGAUUAUCGUUUCUGCUGAAAAAGUAAAAGAACAAACAGCAUUUUCGAUUGAUUACAUAAGUGUACUGUCAAAUAAGAUAUUUUUGUGAAUUACUCCUCGCUAAAAUUUCAUAUUUUCGAAAGAAAUAAAGAUAAUAACCAUUCGUGUUUAUUUUGUAAUAUAAAUCUAAUUCGAUUCUUUUGUUUUGUUUUCUAUCAAAAAGAAAAUUUUUCAGCGGUAUUCGAAAAAAAUUGAUCAAGGUUUAAACAAAUCACUAGUUAACAGUACAAUUCUCAAAAGCUAAAACUUAUAAUCAUCUUUCUUCACUGUAAA